AUGGCUUCAAAUAUUAAAGUGUCUCAUUAUUCCAUCAAUACUGACGAAAUAUUAGGAAAAGGUUCCUAUGGGAUUGUUUAUGCUUGUUAAAGUGACAAUUUAAAAAAUAAAGACUUAUGUGUUAAAGUAUUAUUAAUUUUAAUUAGAUUAUUUCUUAUAAGGCAUAAGUUUUUAAAGAAAUUUAAUUGCUUGAAUUGCUCAAAAAAACUUCAAAUCCUAAUUUAAUUAUGAU
Molecule: messenger RNA, 232 nt
Organism: Paramecium primaurelia
Lineage: Eukaryota; Ciliophora; Oligohymenophorea; Peniculida; Parameciidae
Source: the annotation of a GenBank genome assembly